AUGUUAAAUCAAGAUGUGGAAAGCAAUUCUUCUUCCGCCAAAAACAAUUUCUCUCUUUUUACUUUACGCCAGACUCCUUAUCGUUUCUAUGUGACUUCUUUUGAACAAGUGUGUCGUCAACAGUAUCGAGGAGAAGGUACUCCAGAAAAGCCGUAUAUUAUCGAUUGGUUACCGGAUGAUCUCGAGAAUCCUCAAAAUUGGCGUAGUUCAUAUAAAUAUUUGUUGACAGCGUUCGUGGCUAUCGCUACGUUAGCUGUUAGUUUCUGCUCUUCUGCAUAUGUUGGCGAUGUUCGAGGUCUUCUCGAAGACUAUCAUUCAUCAACUGAAGUCAUUACUCUAGGUAUUUCUGUUUUUGUCCUUGGUUUCGCUAUUGGUCCUCUUCUUUGGGCUCCUUUCUCUGAAAUACUUGGCAGGCGCAUACUUUUCAUUUGUACCUAUACAGCCCUUACUGCUUUCAAUGCUGGAACUGCAGCAUCUCAAAACAUGGCGACCGUUAUUAUUCUUCGUUUUUUUUCUGGUGCAUUUGGCUCUUCACCUUUAACUAACGCUGGAGGUACAAUAGCAGAUAUCUUUGCAGCAAAACAACGUGGGCUUGCUAUGACUAUAUUUGCUGCUGCUCCUUUCAUGGGAGGUUUCACUGGUGACGGAGCUGGUUGGAGAUGGGUUGAAGGAGUUAUGGCCAUCUUUACCGGUGUUAUUCUUAUAACUGGAACUAUCUUCUAUCCAGAAACCUAUGCUCCAGUUCUUCUACGAAAGCGAGCAGAGAGAUUGUCCAAAGCUACUGGAUUAGUUUAUCGUUCGAAAUUUGAAGAGAAACGUCAAGUCAAUAUUAUACAGCUGUUGAAAACUUGUCUUUCGAGACCUUGGUUGUUUCUCAUUCGAGAACCAAUUGUUUUCUUACUCUCACUAUAUAUGGCUAUCAUUUACGGCGUCCUGUAUAUGUUGUUUGGUGCUUUCCCCAUAGUUUAUGAAGAAGGUAGAGGAUGGUCAACUGGUAUUGGCGGGCUUGCUUUUCUUGGAAUAGCUGUAGGCUUUGCGAUUGCCGUUGUAUAUUGCGUAUGGGAUAAUAAACGAUAUACAAAAGCAGUUGAUCAACACGCUGGGGGUCCUGUGCCACCUGAACUUCGUCUUCCUCCUGCAAUUGUGGGUGCUUUUGCUCUACCUAUCGGCUUAUUUUGGUUUGCUUGGACGAAUUAUCCAUCAAUUCAUUUUAUAGUUCCAAUUUUAUCAGGUGUACCAUUUGGAUUUGGCAUGUUACUAGUAUUUUUAGCUUUGAUGAAUUAUUUGGUUGAUGCUUAUCUCAUGUAUGCAGCCAGUGUUCUUGCUGCUAAUUCAGUUCUUCGUUCAGUCUUUGGUGCUGUUUUUCCCCUUUUCACUACUCAAAUGUUCCACAAUUUGGGUAUUCAUUGGGCUACAAUGAUUCCUGCUUUUCUUGCUACAAUCUGUCUUCCAAUGCCAUAUAUUUUUUGGAAGUAUGGAUCAACUAUCCGAAGUUGGUCAAAAUAUUCAUCAGAAGCAACGGCUUUCGUGGUUCGAAAAUCAAUAGCAAAAACAGAGGAAAAUCCUUUAGAAGUGAAGCCAGCAGGAGGAACGAUCGAAGAAGACGAAGAUAUUCAAGAAGCUGCUAUUGUUAUUAGACUAUGA
Messenger RNA from Adineta ricciae, 1644 nucleotides. Lineage: Eukaryota; Metazoa; Rotifera; Eurotatoria; Adinetida; Adinetidae. The record is from the annotation of a GenBank genome assembly.